AGCAACCAUGCCGGGCCGGUCUCGUACGCCGGUGUGACAGACUCAUUGUGAAUAUUUGCCUGAACCGCAUAGAGAGAGAGAGAGAGAGAGAGAGCCAAGCCACGAGAUUAUUUUCGCGAUCCGCCGGCACGGCUUCGUGUAUCGCUUUUCACUGUUGCGUCAGCUGACCUCUUGGAUCACGAGUAUUCUUAUCGGCGAGGGACCAAGAUGCUGAUCUAGAAGUGAAGAGCUUUCAGUGAUGGGAUUGCUUUAACAGUGAAAGAUCGUAGUGAUCUAUGGUGUUUUUGGGAACGUUCAAGAGACUACUGAACUCUGUUUUUUCACCCUUUUCAUUAUCGUCAACGGUAGUAACAGUGAUCGGUUAUUGUCUUAUGACGUCAUAGUGACAGCUGUGAUUCCGUUCGCUCAACUGACUAUUGAUCGACCGAAGAGCUGGAUCCGUGUAUCUCAAUAUUUAUACUCAACGAGUUUUAUUCGGGUGGCAGCCUGUGUACCGUGAAAUAUAUAUAUAUAUAUAUAUAUACGAGACUAGAGCGGGACUUGGUGACACUGGUGCGUGAGUCACUGUUCGGAACAAUUUUUGACAGGUUAGGAUCGCGAGGUCUUCGUCGUACGAAAUUGUGGUUAGGAUUUUCUAUUAGCGACGGGACCUCUCGGAUUGAGACGCCUGGAAAUGAUUUGGUGAUUAGGGGUGCACGAGUUACAGCCCUGCCCAGAUAAUCCGACGGAUGAUAGGGUUGGCCAUGUUUUUGUCCCGUGGCACAAGACACGAUCGUGGACGGAUUUUCGUGACUGUUUAACCUUCGUAAAAUGGGGGCAGGACGAUCUUGGGAAACCUUUGGGAACCCGCUGGGAAGGAUCUGUGUUCAGAGGAAUUUUAUGGCUAUCAAACUGUCGCGGUAAGGUCCUGGACAGGUAGGCGCAGUUUCAAUUUCAAAUUGACACUCCCAUAUCGCUUGCAAAGCAUCCUUGGUAAUUGGAUUAGUUCAGACACGAACCUUUUAACGUAACAGCUGCUGGACGAGGUUGGCUAAAUUAAAUUAUAAUUUUGAGAUUAUCAAUUCUUCACUUUAAUGACAUUUUCUAUCUGAAUAAUGCAUUCCUAGACGUCAGGGAACGAGCGUGAAACAGUGAGGAGCAAUCAGUGCGCGUAAUUAAUGGAUGCCUGAUCGAAUAAUCGGGACGUCCAGUAUUUAUUAAGGAACUCGUUAAUAAUAGAGAGAGAGAGAGAGAGAGAGAGAAAGACGUAAGAAUGUCAGAACACGGCGACAGUGACAUCGACGCCACGGAGGAGAUAAAUGUUGAUGAUUCGGACUCGCGCAGUUGCAGUCCGCAGAAUUACGUAAAUUCAAAUGAUCAUCAGGAGGAACCCUCGGAAUGUUCGAAUUCGCCGCCGCCCAGUCACACGAACACAAGAAGUCUGCAGAACGAGGCGCCAAGGAGUCAUCCCUUCAGCAUAAGUCGUCUGCUGGGCGAGAACAGAGUUCAGAAUCCAAAGAGUCCGUCGUCGGAUGACCUGGACAGCGACAAGGAGCGCAAGACCACGUGGAACUGGGACGACACUAACAGGAACACCACGCUGGAGGAUGAGAGAAGAUCCUGGGGACCGGAAGCCGAAGAGAAGAUGUCGGAAAAGGAUGACGACGACACGGGAAGUACUCCAGAGCUACAGAGCAGCGCUUCCGUUCACGCAGCUGAUCUUCUUGCACCCUUCAGACUCUUUCCUGGUGGUUCUGGGCUCAUAUACACAGGAGGUGGUGUGAUAAGGGUACCGGCUCACAGACCACCUGGUACCAACGGCGGACCAGCUAGUACCUUACCCAGUCAAGCUCUUAUACCGCCAUGGAGCUUGCAAGCUCUUCAGCACAGCCAACAACAGGCAGCUGCUGCCGGGCUUCAUAGAGCUAGCUUUCUAGCCAAUCUUGCGGCUCAUCCACUUCACGCUCAUCCACAUCUCAAAGAUCGCUUGGCAGUGGCAGGUGCUUUUCCGAGAAGAAUCGGACACCCGUACCAGAACAGAACGCCUCCGAAGAGGAAGAAACCAAGAACGAGCUUCACCAGAUUGCAGAUCGCCGAACUGGAGAAACGAUUUCACAAGCAGAAGUACUUAGCCUCGGCCGAGAGGGCGGCACUGGCGAAAUCUUUAAAGAUGACAGAUGCUCAGGUGAAAACGUGGUUCCAGAACAGACGGACGAAAUGGAGGAGACAGACAGCCGAAGAAAGAGAAGCCGAAAGACAAGCCGCGAAUCGUUUGAUGCUGUCGUUGCAAGCUGAAGCGUUAGGAAAGGUCGGAUAUCCCACGACAGUAACGACCCAUGGGUCAGGGGCCGGAGGACCCAAUUUAGAAAGUCAACAGGCCCCACCACCUAUGGGACAUCCCGUCGCACAAUGGGCCUCACCUUAUGGACCGCCGCAGCCUCUUGCUGAACCGAUUUGCUGAAUAUAGUAAAAGAUAAUAUAAAGAGAAACAUUAAGCUACGAGCUAUACGUGACCGUCGAGGGUUGCAUUAUAAGUUUAAAGAGGCGAAUUUGAAAUUCGUUUAAAAUCGACUGUGAAAGUAAUUCGAGUCACAUAUGUACAUAUUUUGAGAUGCGAUAAACUUAUUGGUUUUGGAUAUCAAUCUCCGGGACUGCUGGCUAUGAUUCCUUUUAUUUUAUUUUCUUGGGAGACGAACGAAUCGAGAGAAAUAAAUUUUGAAAAUGAAAAGUGACAGAAACUGCGUGACAUAUCUUUGUAUAUAGGGAUAGGAUCGGUAAUAGAACUUGUACGAUACGGACACUUGUACUUGUUUCGCUUUUACGAGUGUGCGAAAGUCAUCGUGACGCGUGCAGGCAUAUCUUGUAUAUAUUUAUUGAAUAAUACGCGCAGUUUACUACAAUAGUAUUAUCAUGGAUAUCGUUAUCGAGCGUCAUGGCGAUUAUAUUUUAGAUUAAGAUUAAUCGUACGUAUUUGAAUAUAGCAAGCUAUGUGAUGUUAUGUACCUAUGUGUAAUGUUGUAUAUAAAGGAAACUGAAAUGCAUAAUAACGGAUUCAUUCCGAUACCGCAUGCAGUCACUAA
Cephus cinctus (wheat stem sawfly) is the source of this 3059-nucleotide messenger RNA. It is a transcript of the gene C15, whose product is annotated as T-cell leukemia homeobox protein 3. Gene Ontology annotation, cellular component: nucleus. Bases 1253 to 2440 code for a protein of 395 amino acids. The record is from RefSeq and is a predicted model, not a curated record. Lineage: Eukaryota; Metazoa; Arthropoda; Insecta; Hymenoptera; Cephidae. Gene Ontology annotation, biological process: animal organ development; regulation of transcription by RNA polymerase II. Gene Ontology annotation, molecular function: DNA-binding transcription factor activity, RNA polymerase II-specific; RNA polymerase II cis-regulatory region sequence-specific DNA binding. The transcript is spliced from 3 exons.